Erythranthe guttata (spotted monkey flower) is the source of this 1983-nucleotide messenger RNA. RefSeq names its product Glycosyl hydrolase superfamily protein (gene SFR2). Gene Ontology annotation, biological process: carbohydrate metabolic process. NCBI's taxonomy places the organism in Eukaryota, Viridiplantae, Streptophyta, Magnoliopsida, Lamiales, Phrymaceae. The record is from RefSeq and is a predicted model, not a curated record. Gene Ontology annotation, molecular function: beta-glucosidase activity.
AUGACACUGGCCACGCUAAUCGUUACGGCAACGAAACUUGCCGGAGCCUUAGCCUCCGUCACUGUCGCGGCCAACGCCUUCUCCUUCUCGCGCUUCAAACGGAACAACCUAACGCCGUUUGACUCCCCCGUCGACGAUUCCGCCGAUGUUCUCGCCCAAUUCAACAUUAAUCCCACCUCCGAAGGAGAAAAGGGGUUUUUUUUCGGAUUAGCUACAGCACCAGCACAUGUUGAAGACAGGCUGAAUGAUGCUUGGCUUCAGUUUGCUGAACAAACACCUUGUGACCAUCCAGACUCCCAAAUAGCUGGCGGCACCACCGAAUCAGCCGAUGCAAUUCUUGCCUCCGCCGGAGGUGACGGUGGUUCUCAACCAGCGGCACCACCACCGCCGCCAGAUAGAGAAGCCAACAAGAGCUUCAAGAGAAAGAAGCAGCUCAGAAUAGCCAUGGAAGCCAAAAUACGAGGAUAUGAAAAAUACGAAGAAAUUGAUCAAGAACCUAACCCUAGCGAAGAAUGUCAUCACUCUGUUGCAUCUUGGCAUAAUGUUCCACACCCGGAAGAGAGACUGAGAUUUUGGUCUGAUCCUGAUACAGAGCUAAAGUUGGCUAAAGAUACCGGGAUUCAAGUCUUCCGAAUGGGAAUAGAUUGGACAAGAAUAAUGCCCGACGAGCCAAUUAACGGUCAAAGAGAUACCAUCAACUUCGCAGCACUAGAGCGAUAUAAAUGGAUCAUCAACAAAGUCCACUCGUACGGAAUGAAAUACGGAAUGAAAGUAAUGCUAACACUCUUCCAUCACUCUUUGCCGCCAUGGGCGGCUGAGUAUGGAGGGUGGAAGAUCGAGAAAACCGUCGAUUAUUUUAUGGAAUUUACCAGACUUGUCGUGGACUGUGUAUCGGAUUUGGUGGACUAUUGGGUGACUUUCAACGAGCCACACAUUUUUUGCAUGCUCACUUAUUGUGCUGGUGCAUGGCCAGGUGGCAACCCCGACAUGCUCGGCAACCCCGACAUGCUCGAGGCUGCCACGUCAGCUCUGCCAACUGGCGUCUUCAACCAGACCAUGAAUUGGAUUACUAUUGCACACUCCAUGGCCUAUGAUUAUAUCCAUGACAAAAGUGAAAUUUCGAAUGCGAUCGUUGGAGUAGCACACCAUGUCCCUUUUAUGAGACCUUAUGGAAUAUUCGAUAUAGCUGCUGUGUCGGUAUCUAAUUCGUUGACUAUGUUUCCUUUUAUGGAUAGUAUUUCUGAAAAGUUGGAUUAUAUUGGGAUUAAUUACUACGGACAGGAAGUGCUUUCUGGUGCUGGAUUGAAGCUCGUAGAAAGCGACGAGUACAGUGAAUCUGGACGUGGUGUUUAUCCAGAUGGAUUGUACCGCGUUUUACUACAUUUUCAUGAUAGAUACAAACAUUUAGGGUUACCGUUUAUUAUUACGGAAAACGGUGUUUCAGAUGAGACGGAUUUGAUCAGGCGGCCGUACAUUUUGGAACAUUUAUUGGCAACUUAUGCAGCAAUGAGCAAGGGUGUACCCAUUCUUGGUUAUCUUUUCUGGACAAUAUCUGAUAAUUGGGAAUGGGCUGAUGGAUAUGGUCCUAAGUUUGGGCUCGUUUCAGUUGACCGGUCGAAUAAUCUUGCUCGAAUUCCGAGACCCUCAUAUCAUUUGUUCUCGAAGGUAGUAAAAACGGGUAAAAUAACACGGCUAGAUAGAGCUCAAGCGUGGAAUGAACUUAAAAUGGCUGCUAAAGAGGGAAAAACGAGACCGUUUUAUCGUGCAGUUGAUAAACGUGGUCUCAUGUAUGCUGGAGGGCUAGAUAAACCGAUAAUGAGGACUUAUACUGCACGCGAUUGGCGAUUUGGGCAUUACGAAAUGGAAGGGCCUCAGGACCCGUUGAGCCGUUUCUCGAGAUUUAUUCUCAGACCGUUUUUGUUUACGAAGAAAAUAAAACAUAGUACAGAGUCUGAUGAUGAAUUGGUUCUUGACCCUAUUUAA